Messenger RNA from Clavispora lusitaniae ATCC 42720, 1422 nucleotides. It is a transcript of the gene TRM2, whose product is annotated as Trm2p. Gene Ontology annotation, biological process: tRNA processing. Lineage: Eukaryota; Fungi; Ascomycota; Pichiomycetes; Serinales; Metschnikowiaceae. Gene Ontology annotation, molecular function: tRNA (uracil(54)-C5)-methyltransferase activity, S-adenosyl methionine-dependent. The record is from RefSeq and is a predicted model, not a curated record.
AUGCCAGCUUCGAUGGAUAAACGCAGCGCCGAACCCGUGGCCGAAAACCCGAAAAAAAUCAAGCCCCAGAAAAAGUACAGGCGCAAGUAUAAGGCGAAGGAUGUCGAGCCCACAGCGCCUUUGGGAGUGCUUCAGUAUGAAAUCAAAGAGCUUUUGCAAACGCACAAGUUGCAGCAGAGCCAGAUCGAAAAUGACAUGAAAGAGUUGCUCAAUGACUCUAGUGUCGAGCAGCUUUACCAUCGCGAGGUGAAGGAUGUGGAGGUUUUGCGCCUUUCGUCCAACGGCGAUGGAUUGGCCCUCAUCCCACAUCCUGUCAACGCCCAAGGUUUCCAGAUCGCCAUUGUUCCUUUCGGUUUGCCCGGUGAUGUGGUGGAUAUUCGUGUUUUCAAGUCGCAUCCGCUCUAUGUGGAGAGUGAUCUUCUUGCAGUGAAGAAAGCAGCUGCUCUGAGAGACGACAGUCUAAUAAACUGCAAGUACUUUGGAAAAUGCUCAGGCUGCCAGUACCAGAAUGUGGACUACGACACACAGCUUGAGUUCAAGAGACAAACCAUCGUCAACGCCUACAAGUAUUUUGCACCCAAGUUGUCUUUGGGCGGACUACCUGAAGUUGCACCCACGCAGUCUUCUCCGCUCAAAUACCACUACCGGACCAAGCUCACGCCGCAUUUCAAUGUUCCCAAUAAGAUUCCCCAAGACUACACGCGACCAUCGAUUGGUUUUGGCGCAAAAGGCAGACCCCAAUGGAGAAAGACCGAAGGCGGCGACUAUCUGAUUCUAGACAUUGAGGAAUGCGCCAUUGGAACAGAGAUUGUCAACCAGGGCAUGGACAACGAGAGAAAACGCUUUGAGGAAAACUUCAAGAAGUACAAGCGGGGUGCCACGGUGCUCUUGCGAGAAAACACGCUUUUGCCCGAUUCAGAGGGGAAAUUCAACGUGGAAUCGGGCUCCACGACGCCGGAAGGCCUGAUUUCCCAGAUCGAGGUCGAGGUCAACGACACAAAGCUCUUGAAAACUUGCAUCACCGAACCUAGAACCAUUGUCACAGAGUAUGUCAAUGGGUACACCUUUGAGUUUAGCGCAGGCGAGUUUUUCCAGAAUAAUAACCUGAUUUUACCGCUUGUGACCAACUAUGUCAAAGAGAACUUGCACAUCCGCGGCUCCGGGCCAGACGAGCCGAACUAUUUGGUGGAUGCGUAUUGCGGGUCCGGUCUCUUUUCCAUCACCUGCCUGACUGGCGUUUCCAAAGUGAUUGGAGUUGAAGUGAGUGCUGAUAGUGUCAAGUUUGCCGAAAGGAACGCCAAAACGAACAAGAUCGAAAACGCCUCGUUCAUCGUUGGCAAAGCCGAGGAGAUUUUCAAGAACAUAGAUACGCCUGCCGCCCGGACGUCGGUGAUUUUGGACCCGCCCAGAAAAGGGAUGUGA